AUGCUUCGUCGGCUGACACCCUUGCUAUCAAGGUCCUGUUCUGUUUUGAAAUGCAGUAUUUACGUUACUAACUCCUGCAGUAUUAGACCUCUGUACAAAUUCCAAAUGGAUAGGAUUGAAAAAAUUCUAUUGGCUGAUGAUGACAUCGAAAAAAAAAUUAUGGCUUUGCGGAGCGAGGUGAGUGACGUUGAAGCUAGAAUUAUUGAUAAUAUUUUGAUAGAAAGAUUGGAGAAAGAAAACAGAGAGCUCGAAGAAGAAAUUCAGAAGUACAGAAAUGAACUAACUCAGUUGGAAUUAGCUAAUGGAAGAAGACAAAUAGCAUUUGCUAAUAUUUUACAACAAUCAAAAAUAAAUGAAAUAAUAUCUACUAAAGAAAAUGCUGUUGAAGAAAAAUCAAAAGAUUCCCUUGCUCCUCAAAAUGUUUCUAAAACAGAUGAUGCUGCAUAUAAUGUGGAAUCCAAAAAAGUUAAAAAGGAGCAAAAAAAAGGAGAUAAACCAGAUAAGAAAAAAUCUGACAAAUCUGAAGUUAAGAAAGAUGGUGCAGAAGAACCACCAGUUGAUGUGGGUAGGCUUGACUUGAGAGUUGGUAAAAUCGUGCAUAUAGAAAAACAUCCAGAUGCUGACAGUCUAUAUGUUGAGAAAGUUGAGAUUGGAAGAAAAGAACCUAUAACAGUAGUUAGUGGACUUGUAAAACAUAUUCCAAUUGAAGAUAUGCUAAAUUCACUUGUAGUUAUAUUGGCCAACUUAAAACCUGCCAAAAUGAGGGGCAUAACAUCUGAAGGAAUGGUUAUGUGUGCCAGUUCUGACGGUGUAGUUGAAGUUCUGAGGCCUCCGUCAGAAUCUGUUCCAGGGGAUGUUGUGACAUGUUCUGGCUACAUCAAUUCCCCUGAUGCUGUUCUCAAUCCUAAGAAAAAGGUAUUUGAGACAGUGGCACCUGAUCUUAAAACGGAUUCCGAAAUGAUUGCUACCUAUAAAGGAGAAAGAUGGUCAGUUGAAUCCAAAGGUUUUGUCAAAGCUCAAACUCUAAAAGGAGCUAAUAUUAAAUAG
Messenger RNA from Nezara viridula (southern green stink bug), 1047 nucleotides. NCBI's taxonomy places the organism in Eukaryota, Metazoa, Arthropoda, Insecta, Hemiptera, Pentatomidae. The record is from the annotation of a GenBank genome assembly.